AUGGAGAAAAAAGAGUCGAAAACAAAGUUUUAUAAAAGAUUUAAAAAUCAAGAAUUAGAAGAGUUAACUAAUGAAUUAGAACUAUCUCCUAAAUCCUCUUACAAAAAUAUUGAAAAAUUGCUCCGAAAGAAAUUAAAAAUCUUGCUAGAUGCUGAAAAAUGGCAGGAUUUACAGUGUUUUCCGAAUAAUAAUCCCGAAAAGUUAAGGGGUAGUAAAAUAAAAAAUCAGUGUAGUCUUAAAGUUAAUCAACAAUAUCGGCUUAUUUUUAUUUGGCAGAAUAAUAAGGCUUGGGAAAUUGAGAUUAAUAAGCAUGAUAAAAGUUAUGGGAAAUAG
Molecule: messenger RNA, 333 nt
Organism: Funneliformis geosporum
Lineage: Eukaryota; Fungi; Glomeromycota; Glomeromycetes; Glomerales; Glomeraceae
Source: the annotation of a GenBank genome assembly